CAAAACCCCCUCUUUUUCCCACUGAACCCCGCGUUUUCUUCUCCCUCUUCUCUCUCGCAACUCAAAUCAUUUCCAACCGGAGUCGCCCUCUUCCCGCCGUCAAAUCCAAAUUCCGGCGAACACCCACCUCAUUUUUAACCAUUCCAAACAAACCCUCUUCAUCUCACAACCUCUAAACAAACCAACACUACAUGGGUAACUGCAACACCUGUGUCCGGCCGGACACCGGCGCCGACAACGAAACCCACAGUACAAAUCAAAAACCCAAGAAGAAGUCAAGAGAAAGAAAAUCAAACCCAUACUCCGAGAACACAACCCCAUCGCCAGCACCGAUCCGCGUCCUUAAAGACGUGAUACCACUGAGUCAUAGAACUCGGAUCGGCGACAAGUACAUACUGGGCCGAGAACUCGGCCGAGGUGAGUUCGGGAUAACAUACUUAUGUACAGACAGAGAAAGUAAAGAAGGGUUAGCUUGCAAGUCAAUCUCAAAGCGGAAGCUACGAACAGCAGUUGAUAUUGAAGAUGUCCGAAGAGAAGUGGCGAUCAUGUCGAGUUUGCCGGAUCAUACAAAUAUAGUAAAGUUGAAAGCUACGUACGAGGACAAUGAAAAUGUGCAUUUGGUUAUGGAGUUGUGCGAGGGCGGUGAGCUGUUUGAUAGGAUUGUUGCGAGGGGUCAUUACAGUGAACGAGCUGCUGCUAAUGUUGCGAGAACUAUUGGUGAAGUUGUGAGGAUGUGUCAUGAGAAUGGUGUGAUGCAUAGAGAUUUGAAGCCGGAGAAUUUUUUGUUUGCUAAUAAGAAGGAGAAUUCUGUUCUUAAAGCUAUUGAUUUUGGUCUCUCUGUGUUCUUUAAACCAGGGGAGAAAUUUUCGGAGAUCGUUGGGAGUCCGUAUUAUAUGGCGCCGGAGGUGUUGAGACGGAAUUAUGGACCGGAGGUUGAUGUGUGGAGUGCUGGAGUAAUACUUUAUAUUUUGUUAUGCGGGGUUCCUCCGUUCUGGGCAGAGACGGAGCAGGGUGUUGCUCUGGCAAUUUUGAGGGGGCAGAUUGAUUUUAAGAGGGAACCAUGGCCUCAAAUUUCAGAUAGUGCUAAGAGUCUAAUACGAAAGAUGCUGGAUCCAGAUCCUAAAAAGCGUUUGACCGCGCAACAAGUACUCGAGCAUCCCUGGCUACAAAAUGCUAAGAAAGCACCAAAUGUCCCGUUAGGAGAUAUAGUGAGAACGAGGCUCAAGCAGUUUUCUAUGAUGAAUAGAUUUAAGAAGAGAGCAUUGAGGGUAAUUGCGGAACACUUAUCUGUCGAAGAGGUUGAAGUAAUCAGAGAUAUGUUUGCAUUAAUGGACACUGACCAUGAUGGUAAAGUAUCAUAUGAUGAACUAAAGGCUGGCCUUCGGAAGGUUGGUUCCCAACUGGGUGAACCAGAGAUUAAGAUGCUGAUGGAAGUGGCUGACGUUGAUGGGAAUGGAGUACUGGAUUAUGGAGAGUUUGUAGCUGUAACAAUUCACUUACAGAAGAUGGAAAACGAUGAGCAUUUCCGCAGGGCAUUUAUGUUUUUUGACAAGGAUGGUAAUGGAUACAUAGAUUUAGAGGAGCUACGAGAUGCCUUAUCAGAUGAAUAUGGUGAAACGGAUGACGAUGUGCUGCAUGACAUCUUGCGUGAAGUUGACACUGACCAGGAUGGAAGCAUCAGUUACGAAGAAUUUGUUGUUAUGAUGAAAGCUGGAACUGAUUGGAGAAAGGCAUCUCGGCAGUACUCAAGGGAGAGGUUCAAGAGCUUGAGCCUUAACCUGAUGAAAGACGGUUCAUUGCAGCUCCAUGACGGGCUGACAGGUCAAACUUAUGCAGUCUAAAGUAAAAGAUUCAUGAUUUUGUUUCGCUUGUGUUUCUUCCUUUACAUCAACUAUUUACAAGUCUGGUUUGUGAGUUUCACAAACUUAGUAAUAGGAGGCACAUAGAGAAAUCUCGGGCUCAAUUUAAUGGACCCGGCAUGCAUCGGAAGAUUUGAUCACAGUAGUUAGGCGUCACAUUUGUCGCGGAUUCAAACUAGCGUUGCCGUGCUUUGUAUAUUUUGGUUCUUGGUGGUGAUAAGAUGGUGGUGUUCUUUUAUUUGAUUUUCUGAGUUGAUGCAGAAGAUGGUUUGUGAUGAGAAGUUUGAGGUGGUGCCAAAUGUUGUAGUUUCUGCACUUGUUUGCAAGGCAAUUCCAUUUGUAUAUUCUUGAGUGCAAAUCAAUUACAGUAAGUUUUCUCA
Mercurialis annua (annual mercury) is the source of this 2239-nucleotide messenger RNA. RefSeq names its product calcium-dependent protein kinase 10-like. Gene Ontology annotation, cellular component: nucleus; cytoplasm. The transcript has 7 exons. The record is from RefSeq and is a predicted model, not a curated record. Gene Ontology annotation, biological process: protein autophosphorylation; intracellular signal transduction; peptidyl-serine phosphorylation. The coding region runs from base 192 to 1841 and encodes 549 amino acids. Lineage: Eukaryota; Viridiplantae; Streptophyta; Magnoliopsida; Malpighiales; Euphorbiaceae. Gene Ontology annotation, molecular function: calcium/calmodulin-dependent protein kinase activity; calcium-dependent protein serine/threonine kinase activity; calcium ion binding.